UGUCACCCGUGUGAAGGUCUCUGUGUGGCGCACAGCUGCCGCCGGCGGGGUGUCUCACACGUUACACAUCGGUCGGCAGCUGGGUACUUUCUGGCACUGUACAUAGAUGCCGCCAUCACUCUUCGCCUCACCUAACUAACUCUGGUCACGUGGUGUGCGCCCUAGCCAAUGGGAGCGAGGCAUCUUGCAGGUACGCGAUUCAAACUUUAAUCGUCUCCUGGAGACGCGGAGACUCUCAACCCGGUAGCAUGGAGCACCGGAUAAUCGGGCCAGGGCCGUACCGGGCCACUAAGCUGUGGAACGAGACCAUUGAGCUUUUCCGCGCCGGGAUGCCGCAGAGAAGACACCGUGUUCACUUUAAAACAUACGACAAGUGCUUCACUGCGUCGGAGGCCGUGGACUGCCUGCACGAGCUGCUUCAGUGCAACCAGAACUUUGGGCCGGAGGUGACCCGCAACCAAACCGUCCAGCUCCUGAAAAAGUUCCAAAAGAACCACGUCAUUGAAGACGUGAAGGGCCGAUGGGGGAGGGAAGACUUUGAAGACAACGGCUGCUUAUACAGGUUUCCACCGACCUCACCGCUAAAACCGUAUCCAAGAAGACCGCAGUACGGCAUGGAGCCCGUCCCUUUCCCGAAGUGGGCAGAAAAAGAAUCUCCCGCGCCGCAGGGUCGUGUUCCUGUGAAGCCCAUCGUAAUGAAUUCUGAGAUGUGGUACAAAAGGCACAGCAUUGCGAUAGGAGAGGUGCCUGUCUGCCGGCUCGUGUAUCGCAGAGAGUUAUCGCCAGCCGACGUUGAAGAAAUUUGGAGAUCUAAAACUUUGUCGCAUUUGCAGAAAAUUCUUGGGCUGGAUUCUCUGAACGAUGUAAUGGAUGCCAAGUUGGUCCAUGGAAAGCACAUAGUACACAAUGUCUACAAUAUCAAUAAACAGAAUAUUGUGGUUUUGGAAGACAAAUCAAAAGAGCUUCCUCAUUGGUUAUUAUCAGCAAUGAAAUGUCUGGCAAAUUGGCCCAACUGCUCAGACCUGAAGCAGCCAAUGUACUUGGGGUUUGAAAAGGAUGUCUUUAAAACCAUUGCUGAUUACUACAGUUACCUGCAAGAACCACUUCUUACAUUUCAGCUUUUUGAUGUUUUUGUGAAUGUCCUUGGUCUUCUGCACAGAAAGCUCAUCGCCAUUGAAGCUCUUCAGGUUUGCUGUCUUCUUCUGCCAUCGGAAAAUCGCAGGAAACUUCAGCUCCUAAUGAGGAUGAUGGCGAGAAUGAGCCUGAACAGAGAAAUGCCGCCUUUAUGCGAUACCGUUGGAAACCGGGCACUGGUAGUGCAGACCUUUUCUCGUUGUAUCCUUCGUUCUAAAGAAGAAGCUGACCUGGGUGAACUCUUGUCCACAAAGCUAGUGACAUUUAUGAUGGACAAUUAUCAAGACAUUUUGAGUGUUCCCAUAACUCUGAAAAAUGCAGUGGAGGAUUAUGUUUUCCAUCAGCGGCGUGUUCAGAUUAAAUACCCUGGUGCUGACACCGAUGCAACAAUACACCCUACCAUCCCUCAGCCUCAGAUGAGCCACAGUAAUUCCCAUGAGUAUGAGUAUCAGAAGACAAAUAAACCCCAAGAUCCCUUGAAAGUAUUACUGGAGGAUAUCAUCACUAAUAAACAGCUAUCAUCAAAGGAAAAAAAGAAAAGACUAAAACAGUUCCAGAGAUCCCAUCCUGAAAUAUACAAAGAACGGUUCCCUACCCCUGAAAGUGAAGCAUCUCUGUUUCCAGAAAAAAUGAGUCUCAAAUCUCAGCUCUCCUUCUUUACAUUAAAACGGCCUUUCCAGCCAUUUCAGAGGACACGCAGCUUUCGAAUGUAGCAGCGCAUUUU
This is a messenger RNA of Spea bombifrons (plains spadefoot toad), 1858 nucleotides long. It is a transcript of the gene DEPDC1B, whose product is annotated as DEP domain containing 1B. The transcript is spliced from 11 exons. Lineage: Eukaryota; Metazoa; Chordata; Amphibia; Anura; Pelobatidae. The coding region runs from base 249 to 1847 and encodes 532 amino acids. Gene Ontology annotation, biological process: positive regulation of Wnt signaling pathway; intracellular signal transduction. The record is from RefSeq and is a predicted model, not a curated record.